This is a messenger RNA of Mycetomoellerius zeteki, 1137 nucleotides long. It is a transcript of the gene Ublcp1, whose product is annotated as Ubiquitin-like domain-containing C-terminal domain phosphatase 1. Bases 55 to 1047 code for a protein of 330 amino acids. Gene Ontology annotation, molecular function: protein serine/threonine phosphatase activity; protein binding. Gene Ontology annotation, biological process: protein dephosphorylation; regulation of proteasome assembly. Gene Ontology annotation, cellular component: nucleus. Lineage: Eukaryota; Metazoa; Arthropoda; Insecta; Hymenoptera; Formicidae. The record is from RefSeq and is a predicted model, not a curated record. The transcript is spliced from 2 exons.
UUUAGGAUCACAUCGCAAUGCACGCGUUCCAUUGAUGCGAUUGAAAAAGCGAGAAUGGAGGGUGAAUUAAGAAUUGUAGUGAAAUGGAGCGGAAAAGAAUACGAUAUCCUCGAUAUUCAAGAGGAAGAUACGGUUCUUACUCUGAAAGAGCGUAUACACAGAGAAACAGGUGUUCGUCCAGAACGUCAGAAACUGCUAAAUUUAAAAUUUAAAGGCAAAGCAGCGCAAAAUGAGGACAUAAUCGGCAAAUUAAAUUUGAAGCCUGGCUUUAAACUAAUGUUAAUGGGUUCACGUGAGGAGGAUAUUGCUGAGGUCAGUCAAGCACCUGAGGAUGUACCUGAUGUAAUAAAUGAUCUAGAUAUAGAAGAAGAGGAAGUAGAGAUUGAGAAGGCUGAAAUAAAUCUACAUAAAAUCCAGAUACGAAUCGAUCGCUAUAUAAUCACAGAACUGAAUCCUUUAAGAAAUGGUAAGAAGCUUCUUGUACUGGACAUAGAUUACACUUUAUUUGAUCAUAGGUCAGUGGCAGAGAGCGGAGCACAGCUAAUGCGCCCGUAUCUCCAUGGAUUCUUGACACGUGCUUAUAAAAAUUAUGAUAUAGUCAUCUGGUCAGCGACUAGUAUGAGAUGGAUCAAUAAGAAAAUGAAGCUUCUAGGAGUUUCGAAUCAUCCGAACUAUAAAAUAGCUUUUCAUCUGGAUGUCCUUGCCAUGAUUACUGUUCAUACACCAAAAUAUGGAGUUGUUGGAGUAAAGCCACUGGGUAUUAUUUGGGGAAAAUACAAGCAGUUCUCUGCGAAAAAUACAAUAAUGUUUGACGAUAUCAGACGAAAUUUCAUAAUGAAUCCGCAGUCGGGAUUGAGAAUAAAACCUUUCAAACACGCUCACACUAGCAGAGUCAAAGAUUUUGAACUGCUGAAACUAUCAAGAUAUUUAGAAUUGAUAGCCGAUGUUGAUGACUUUCAAAUCCUUAAUCAUAGAAAAUGGGAAGAAUACAAACCAAAAAAGAAUGAUCAUAGCAGUGAAGAGACUAGCAGUAAUGAUAAACAAUAAAUUUUGGCGAAACUUAUUCUUUAUGCCACUUUGACCAAUCGAUUGAUAGAAGAGAUAUAUUGAUUAACAGGAGGAGGAUUGACAGAGUGA